GCUUAGAUUUUUCUCCCAGUGGGCGUGGUUUUUAAAGUGACGCAUUGUGCUCUGUUUCUAUUGGGGUUUGGAGAAACAUAAGAGGAAAAACAUUGCUACUCACUCACAUGAGCAUUAGUAGAGAAAAAAUAUAUAUAAUUAUUGUCCCAUACAAAGAAUUGGCAAGACUCAAGAAUAGCAUUAAUAUUUUUCCCUACAGAAAUGGACUUCAUUAACAGACCAAAGGAUCAUGGAACGGAGAAAUAUCCUCCUUAUUGGAAAAACAGGAGAUGGCAAAAGCAGUGCCGGCAAUACAAUUCUCAACAAAGACGUAUUCACCCCUAAAGCUACAGCUAGUUCUGCUACAGAUGAACCUGUAAGAGGACGUGGGUUGGUUAAUGGAAGAGAGAUCACCGUUAUUUACACUCCUGGAUUCUUUGACACAGAUCAAGAUGAUGAAAAGACAAAAUCUGAGAUCAUUAAAGCUCUGAUGGACACUACUGUGCUUCAUGCCAUUGUGCUUGUUCUAAAAGUUGGAAGAUACACAAAACAAGAAAACGAGGUGGUAGAAGAAUUUCUGAACUUAAUGAGAGAUGAACGUGUCCUGAAACACACAGCGAUCUUAUUCACUUUUGGUGAGCAACUAGAAGGCCAGACCUUAAAAGAAUUCGGUGCUUUUCUGGGUGUCAGUUUUGUCAGUGUGACUAUUAAAACUGGUAAACAUAUUAAACAUAUUAAAGCCACUGCUAAAAUCCAUGGGUGCAUCAGCAGUUGUGGCUGCAGAAGGAGCUGCAGUUACUGGAGUAGUAGCAGUAGUGGAAACAGGAGCAGUGGCUGAAGGUGCCGGAGCAGUAGGUGCAGGGGUUGGUACUGUGAUUGCUGGCAGUGUUCUUGGAGCUGCAGCUCUUGCAGGAGCUAUUGUAGGAGCAAUCACUGGAUGGAAAGCUGCAGAAGAAGCUGAUUCAAUGUACGACGCAAUGAAAAAGGCUGCAGAAGCUAACUAUGAGAAUGCAAAAGCUGUGGUUGAGAAGGUACAUGAAUUUGCUUCUCUUGUGGGGUACAAUAACAUCUAGAUCAUUAAAAAAUAUUUUACAUUAUUUAUAUUUAGUAAAGACAGUCUCCAGCUUUAUUAACUUUUAAUUCAAGAUCUUUAUUGUCAUGUGUACCAGGUACAAUAAAACGCUUACUUUGUUUACAUCUCUUGAGAAAAACAUGGUGGAAGGGGAACAGACAAAUUACCAAUACAAUAAAAAUAAUAUAAAGAAUAAAGUAUAUACAGCAAAAGUUGUAAAUCAAAAUAAUGAUGUUCUGAUUUGUUUUCACUUCUUGUCGUUGCAAUUGUUAAUUAAACUAUGUUGCAGUCACAGUCAUUUUAUUGUUAUGCAGAUAUAGACUGGUUGUAUUUUAAAAUAAUUUAUCUUUUCUUCCUCAAUAUAGAAACAUCAAUACUACAAAUUAUAAUUUUUGAAUCACUUAUAUUAAUAUAAUAUCGCUGGAGUAGGAGUGCGAUACGGCUGUAUAUAUCAGCAUGGUUGUGAUUAGGCCAGAGGUACGAGGCCACAGGCCGAGCACAGGAAACAAUUACAGCCAUACUGGUAAAGAGCCAUAUCACACAACUACAACAGUUCGAUGGCACAAGUGUCUUUAAAACCCUCUCAUUUUUAAAGGAAAUGGGGAACAUGUGCUUUGUUAAAGUUCACACGGCAAUUUCUAUUAUGUAAAGUGUUUCUCGAGAUUCUCGUGUCCCGCGGUGAAUUUUUUUAAACUAUUCCUGAGUGCUGUGAAUUACUCUUAGAGCCAAAUGCACGUGUGUUUUACUUUCAGUCCGACUUAGCGUAGUGGCGGAGUGAUACAAACGGGGAAAAGGUACCCAUGAUGAUACUGGUGGAAUAGUGCAAGGCUCUCAGCCAAUCAGAUUUGAGAACCAGAAAGAACUGUUGUAUAAUGUUAUAUAUGAUUAAGUAUGUUUAAUUAUUGCCAUAUACAGUACAUAAUCAACACGAAUAAAAAUAAUAUACUUUU
Messenger RNA from Triplophysa rosa, 2001 nucleotides. RefSeq names its product GTPase IMAP family member 7-like. Gene Ontology annotation, molecular function: GTP binding. Bases 230 to 817 code for a protein of 195 amino acids. The transcript is spliced from 2 exons. NCBI's taxonomy places the organism in Eukaryota, Metazoa, Chordata, Actinopteri, Cypriniformes, Nemacheilidae. The record is from RefSeq and is a predicted model, not a curated record.